This is a messenger RNA of Trypanosoma conorhini, 1287 nucleotides long. RefSeq names its product trans-sialidase. The transcript has a single exon. Gene Ontology annotation, cellular component: membrane; intracellular membrane-bounded organelle; cytoplasm. Gene Ontology annotation, molecular function: exo-alpha-sialidase activity. The record is from RefSeq and is a predicted model, not a curated record. The coding region runs from base 1 to 1287 and encodes 428 amino acids. Gene Ontology annotation, biological process: oligosaccharide catabolic process; ganglioside catabolic process. Lineage: Eukaryota; Euglenozoa; Kinetoplastea; Trypanosomatida; Trypanosomatidae.
AUGCCCCGGCAUCUGUUUUCCUCUGCUGCGCUGCCGCUGCUCCUCCUCUGCGCGCUGCUGAUGUGCGGCGGCGGCUGGACUGUGCUCGCUGAGGCGGAGGUGGCUGGCCCGAGCCCAGGGACAGCAGAGGCCCCUUGUGGGGCACCGCCAGCUGCGUUUCCGACGCCGUCCGCCCCCUCGUUCACCGCCCCGUCGCUUGUCGAGGUGAGUGGCGGGCUUGUCGCCAUCGCGCAAGCCAUCAGCGGCGGCGCGACAGCUGUGCUGGCGAAGCGCAUUGCGUCUGCCGCAUCGACUGAGCUCUGGACGGUGGCUGCCGCCACUGAGGUCGCCGCACCCGCACAAGACGCCGUCAGCACACCGGGGAAUAAUGAGGUGUCUUUCCUCUCCAGCCCCACUCCGGUUGUAAAGGACGGCAGGAUCUACCUUUUUGUUCACGGUGCGCGUGAGUCUCAGGGGGCCGUGGGGGGCGCCGCCCAGAUGUACCCCUACCUUCUCGUUGGGGCAGUUACAGAGGCGGCGGGGAGCGAGGAGCCGAAGCAGAAAACCCUCAGUAGGAGCGCCCCCAACUGGACCUCUGGCCUCAGCCCGCCGAUUGAGGAGAGAUUCGUGGCGUUUUCUCUCGGCGGAGGCGCGGGGGUUGUGACGGCGGACGGCACGCUUGUCUUCCCGGUGCAGGCCACAAAGAGAAAGGCGACGGGGGACACAGCUGGAAAAACCGUCUCGCUGGUCUUGUACUCCAGCGACCCUGAGAAGGGGAGUUGGCGGCUGUCGGCGGGGACGUCUGCGGAGGGCUGCGGUACUCCCUCCGUCGUGGCGUGGGAGGACAACAAACUGUUCAUGAUGGCCGCGUGCGAGGACGGCCGCCGCAGAGUUUACGAGUCGGAUAAUAAAGGGGAGACGUGGACGGAGGCGCUCGCGACGCUCUCGCGCGUGUGGGGCAAUGCACCUGCAUCUGCUGGGCCCCACGUUCAGAGCGGCUUUGUCACUGCGACGAUUGAGGGAAGGAGAGUGCUGCUCGUUUCCCUGCCGGUGCAUUCGGAGAAAGAGCCAAACAAAAAGGGCCAACUCCACCUUUGGGUCGCCGAUACCGCCCACGUUGCCCCGAAGAGAGGACGGCGGCGGUAUUCAUCGAUUACGCCAGAGCCUUUGACUCCGUGGAUCAUGGCUGCAUCAUGCAAGCACUACAGUCUUUUGGUAUCUCUCCGGUUCUCCAACGGUGGAUUGGCUCUUUUCUGGGUGGCCGAACUGCACGAGUGCGUGUCAACAACACCUACUCCAGGGAUGUGA